UGACCGCGCCGCUGCCCUCGCCCCUUGUGUGGCAGAUGACGGGCCUGGACGUGGAGAAGGACCAGAUCCUGGAGAUGGCCUGUCUCAUCACCGACUCCGACCUCAACGUGCUGGCCGAGGGCCCCAACCUGAUCAUCAAUCAGCCCGACGAGCUGCUGGAGGGCAUGUCCGAGUGGUGCAAGGAGCACCACGGCAAGUCUGGCCUCACCAAGGCUGUGAAGGAGAGUAAAAUUUCCCUGCAGCAAGCCGAGUACGAGUUUCUGUCCUUCGUACGGCAGCAGACCCCGCCCGGGCUCUGUCCUCUCGCAGGUAACUCUGUUCAUGCAGAUAAGAAAUUCCUUGACAAAUACAUGCCUCAGUUCAUGAGGCACCUCCACUACCGGAUCAUCGACGUGAGCACCGUGAAGGAGCUGUGCAGACGCUGGUAUCCGGAGGAAUACGAGUUUGCGCCGAAGAAGGCGGCUUCCCACAG
Merops nubicus (carmine bee-eater) is the source of this 472-nucleotide messenger RNA. It is a transcript of the gene REXO2, whose product is annotated as RNA exonuclease 2. The transcript has 5 exons. The annotation marks the transcript as partial. NCBI's taxonomy places the organism in Eukaryota, Metazoa, Chordata, Aves, Coraciiformes, Meropidae. Gene Ontology annotation, molecular function: nucleic acid binding; 3'-5'-RNA exonuclease activity. Gene Ontology annotation, cellular component: mitochondrion. The record is from RefSeq and is a predicted model, not a curated record.